AUGUCGUACCUCCACACUCACUGGAGAGAUGUUGAUGUUGUUGCUCACUGUGAUGAUAAAAGUGUUGGUGGUAUACAGAGUUCAGUAACCAGGAUGUUGCAAGCAGAUCCUGAUUUUGUUAUGGGUCAUGUUUUGGCAUCUUUUUGUCUACCUGGUCAUUUAAAGGAUUAUGAUGUUGCUCAAUCACUAGCCACAGAAAAUAACCUUACUGACAGAGAAAUGCUCCACCUUAAGGCUUCAAAAGAGGUGGCAGCUGGAAAUAUGAUAGAAGCACAAACCUUGUGGGAUGACAUUCUGAUUGCUUACCCCAGAGACAUACUGGCAUUAAAGAUGCUUUCCAACCACAGCAUAUUCGUCGGACCUAAGGAUUUGUUAAGAGACUGUGUGGCAAGGGUUUUUCCACAUUGGAAGCAAGAAAUACCACUAUAUGGGUAUCUUUUUGGUAUGCAUGCCUUUGGUUUGGAGGAGACGAAUUUCUACAGAGAAGCAGAGAAACAAGCUCGCAAGGGAUUGGAGCUAAUUCCUACAGACACGUGGGCAACACAUGCCUUGGCUCAUGUUUUGGAGAUGGAAGGCCGUCAGGAUGAAGGGAUUGAAUUCAUGAAAAAAACCAUGGAAAACUGGAAGCCUUGUGAGUCUUUAACCUGUCACAAUUUCUGGCAUUGGGCUUUGUAUUAUAUUGAAAAGGGAGAUUACGAAGCAGCGCUUAAUGUCUAUGACACUGAGAUGGCUCCAAGAUUUAAAGCAAGCCAGGUUUUUAAACUGAGGGAUGGAUCAUCUCUGUUGUACAGACUGAAACUUGAAGGCAUUUAG
Molecule: messenger RNA, 813 nt
Organism: Stylophora pistillata
Lineage: Eukaryota; Metazoa; Cnidaria; Anthozoa; Scleractinia; Pocilloporidae
Product: tetratricopeptide repeat protein 38-like
Molecular function (GO): protein binding
Source: RefSeq, a predicted model, not a curated record